Molecule: messenger RNA, 918 nt
Organism: Adineta ricciae
Lineage: Eukaryota; Metazoa; Rotifera; Eurotatoria; Adinetida; Adinetidae
Source: the annotation of a GenBank genome assembly
AUGGCAACAGAGAAUAAUACAUUUGCAAUAAGCAUCGCAUCGUGGUUUAUCCCUAUUGAUAUUCUGAAGAUUUCCUGCGCUAUUACUGCAAUUAUUCUUGCUCUAUUUUGUUUAUCAAUUAUUGUCUAUGAACGCACGUGCCAUACAGUUCCAAUGAUACUUGUAACCAAUUCAUACCUUUCCCAAUUGAUUUAUGCGAUCGACGUAUUAGCCAUCAGUAUAUUUACGCUUGAAAAUGAUUUGAAAGAAAGGAAAUUGAAUAAUCGUCUGUGCAUUUUCUCCGGAUCUCUGAGUUAUUCAAUUACAAUGAUACAGAUGUAUUCGUACUUGUUACAAGCUGUCUAUCGAUAUUUGGUUAUAGUAUAUCCAUCUCGUUUAAUGUGGCAGUCAAGUCGAUUACAAGCGUCUUUCAUCGGUCUGACUUGGUGCUGUGGACUUGUGUAUUUCAUUGUAUUAAUCGUUACCGAUCAAAUCAAAUAUCUUCCUGAUGAUCAAAUUUGUCAGAUGCCUCUUCGUCUGUCAUUUCUCACGAUAUUCAAUGCAUUGUAUAUAUACAUAUUUCCACUGAGUGUUAUUAUGAUCAUUUACUUGAAAAUGAUUUUAUAUGUCAAAGAAAUGGGUAAACGUAUCACCCCGGUAAACAUUCUCUCGCGUGCACAAAGAGAACUGCGAAUGAUCCAUCGUAUUGUAUCUAUUGUGCUAUUUUUGGUUAUUCUAGGUCUCCCAUAUGUACUAUUUAUUCUUAUGUCAUUCUUUAAUAGCGCACCGAAGUAUCAUUUUCGAAUUGCAUACGUAUUUAUUAUUGUUUCAUUAGUAUUUAUGAUGAUUGCUCUAUGUCAAGUAGCUGAACCAUUGAAAAUAUUUAUCAAGAAAGUAUACCGAAGAAGAGUUGUACAGGUUGGACCAACGGUUACAUAA